Vespa velutina is the source of this 7435-nucleotide messenger RNA. It is a transcript of the gene Pi4KIIIalpha, whose product is annotated as phosphatidylinositol 4-kinase alpha. Gene Ontology annotation, biological process: phosphatidylinositol phosphate biosynthetic process; phosphatidylinositol-mediated signaling. Gene Ontology annotation, cellular component: plasma membrane; cytoplasm. Gene Ontology annotation, molecular function: 1-phosphatidylinositol 4-kinase activity. The record is from RefSeq and is a predicted model, not a curated record. Bases 131 to 6526 code for a protein of 2131 amino acids. The transcript has 23 exons. NCBI's taxonomy places the organism in Eukaryota, Metazoa, Arthropoda, Insecta, Hymenoptera, Vespidae.
GUAGUCUUACGUCGUCUGAUGACACAAGCGUAAGCACUUGUAACAAUGCAAUAGCAUUUUGAGAUAAUGAAUAAACGAGAUUGUUCAUAACUACAUGAUAUAAGAAGAGGUGUAAGUGAUUCUGGGCAAAAUGGUGGCGGACGAGAAGUUGUUUUUCUCAAAAGCUGUACAACAUUUGGCUAGAUGCCUUGCUGCAAUUAAACCUACACCGUGGGAAAAGGUAACUCGUUUAUUUAAAUUAUGUCCUCAAGAAACUGCUCAAGGAAUAUAUCGUUUAGAUCAACGUGGACAAGAUGCAACUAUUGCAUUGGGAAUAUAUUUUUUGGAAUCUGGAUUACAACAUCGGGAUCGUAUUUUACCAUAUUUUUUACGGUUAUUACGUGGUCUUCCAAAAGCUGUUUGGCUGGAUGAAGUUAGAGUUUCACCCAGUGAAAGAGUUCCUGUUGCUGAACGUUUUAGUUUUUGUUUGAAUACACUGCUAAGCGAUGUAGCUGCCAGAUGUGAAUCAGCUCGUGAAGAAAUUAUUUCUACGCAGAUUGAGAUAUUAGCUGUUUUAACCAAUCUGAUACGUGGUUAUAAAGAACAAAAUGGAAAUAGGGGUAUGCAAGCAAAAUUGUCUUUAUGCAAGUGUCUAGUUCCAGUACUUAUUGGGCUAGCAAGGUCUAUGGGUCGUUUCGCAUGUACAGAUCCACCAUUGCUUUGUCGUAUCUUUCCACGGCCUGAAACUCCAGUUUCUUUUAGUAAUACAGAAACACGUUUAACAUCAGAUAAAAAACAACAUAGUUUUUCAAAUUUUCGUCCAAUUAUUCCAAGGUCUCUUAGUGGAAACCUAAAUCCUUAUCCACCGGUUGAUAAUAAUCCAGCAUUGCUAACUGCUGAUUCUGAUUAUACAUGUAUCAAGAGACCAUCAUUACAGUCUUUUUCAUCUGUGCCAUAUGAUCCAGUUACAUACUUUUUCAGUAGAUAUGGAUCCAGUUUUAAUCAAUUUCCACAAAUGCGAUGUAAUGAAAGUCCUGAAAAAAGGGCUGCAAUGCAAUUUAAUGUAGUGCAUUUACAAAGUGUUCUAGCAUUAGCUAAAAAGCUACUUACUAAAGACAUUCUUACAUUUCUCGAUGAAGAAGCUCAACAAGUUUAUAAUUCUGGUCAAGUACAAAUAUUUCCAUAUCGCACAUUCAGUGAAACCAUGAAUUUAGUUAUGGUAGCAGUUUUGCGAGAGUUAUUACAAAAUCAACGUGAUUUACCUGCUCCAUUUACAAGAGAUGUACAAGAAUUUGUUAAAGGCCUUUUCUUGUCAGGACAGACAGAAUUGCAAUCUAGACAACAUGAUGCUAGUGAACGAGAAGAUGUAGAUACUAAUUUUCGGACAGUAAAUAGAUUUAAAGUUAAUGUCAUGGCAAAUUCUGCAUGUGUUGAUCUUCUUGUUUGGGCCAUUGGAGAUGAAACUGUGAGCGGGGAGUAUGAUACAUCCUCACUGUUCGCGGAUAUCAGUUCUAUGCUGCUCGGCGAGGGUGCUGAUAGUUUAUGUGGUCGUCUUGUUGAAAAGAUUAAUUCUAAUCAUGGCCCAAAACUUGUACUAGCGCACAUGCCUUUACUGUUAAUAUGCUUAGAAGGUUUAGGAAAAUUGGCUCAGAAGUUUCCUAAUAUUGCAAGUACUUCUAUAUAUUAUCUACGUGAAUUUCUUAUUGUCCCUUCACCUAUAUUAUUAAAAUUAUACCGUCAACUCAAUGAACGAUCUAUAAAAGAACAUCAUUUUAAAGUUACUGUACAAGGAAAAGAAGCACAAGAUUCAAAACAGACAACAUCAUCUGUUCAAAUUGCUUUUGAAAAAUUGCGUGAUGCAGCAAUUGGCAAUCUUUGCAUAGCUUUGGAAGCAGCACAUUCUGUUAAUCCAGAUUGUGUACCAGCACUAGUGGCUAGUGUAUCUAAUAGGUUAUUUGCAGCAGAUAUAUGUGAUGGGGAAUCUGAUGAAAAAUCAAAUAGUGAGUUAAUCUCAAAAAAUAUUGUUAUCAUGUUAGGACAUGUAGCUGUAGCUUUAAAGGAUACUCCAAAAACAAUGCGUACAAUAUUUCCAUUUUUUCAUCAACUUUUCUGUCGAUCACCAAGCGAUCUCGACUUUCUCAUUGUGGAUCAAUUAGGUUGUAUGAUUAUUGCUAAAUGUGAAGCACAGAUUUAUGAAGGUAUAAUGCAGAUGUUUUCAAUGUCGUUGGGAUCAAGUACUGCAACUUAUGCAUCAAAUGAUGAUAGAAAACAAUAUUGUCAUGUUUCUAAAGCAGUAACAAAUGCUCUUGCUAAUAUAGCAGCUAACUUACAAGGUGAAACGGAACUAAAUGAUUUGCUUCUUCAUCUUCUAGAACUUUUUGUUCAAUUAGGUCUCGAAGGUAAACGUGCCAGUGAUAAAGUUCCAAACAGUAUUGCUACAACGAAAACAACAAAUAGUGCUGGAAAUUUGGGAGUUCUAAUUCCUGUUAUUGCUAUAUUAUUGAGACGUUUACCACCAAUUAGACAUCCACAAAAAAGACUUUUAAAACUUUUUAAAGAUUUCUGGGUCUAUUGUGUUGUAAUGGGUUUCGCUGCUGAUCAGCAAUCGAAAAUAUGGCCUAUUGAGUGGUAUGAUGGUGUUAAAGAAAUAGCUGUUAAAUCACCCUAUCUUAUUUCACCAACUAGUGCACGUCUCGAAAUGCGAGAACUACAAUAUACUUCAGCAGUACGCAAUGAUAGUGUUUCAUUAACUGAACUUCAAGAAUUACGUAGCCAAAUAUUAAAAUUAAGUAGCCGGUCCAAUGAUAUAUCAGCAUAUGUAGCAAAAUUACAGUUUGCUCAAUGUACAUAUUUAUUAUCAGUAUACUGGUUGGAAACCUUAAGGGUUGGAAACAGUCCAGAGCCUAGUUUACAUCCAAUAAUGGAAUAUUUAUGUGAUUCUGAUUUGCAAAAGGAUAAAAGUGGUAUGUGGCAAUGUAUAUGUUGUAUUGCAGACUCUGUCUUCGUUAGAUUUAAAGAUGUCAUGCAACGUAAACCAAAAGAUGAACAACGAGAAAAAGAAUUAGAAAAUCACGCUCAAUUUUUAUUAGUAUAUUUUAAUCAUGUACAUAAACAAAUUAGACGUGUCGCAGAUAAAUAUCUCAGUGCUUUAGUAGAUGCAUUUCCACAUUUAUUAUGGAACUGUAAAGUACUAUGGAGUAUGCUAGAUAUAUUACAGAUUUUGUCAUUUUCUUUACAAAUUGAUCCAAAUGAGGAAACACCUAGUCUGCGUAUUCCUAAUACACCUUACAGCAUUGAACUUAUGAAUAGUGUUGAAGCAAGAGAGAUUAUUGUAAAAGACUUUACGGCAAGAUGUAAAGGCAUAGUACAAGAGGCAAUGAAGUGGGCUCCACAGGCCACAAGAUCACAUGUACAAGAAUAUAUAAAUCAGAUACCAUCUUCGGGUAUGUGGCAUCAUUCUGGAUUAUCUUUAGCAACAGAUUCAGUUCUGGAAUUUGUAGAUUUAACUGUUCCAACAGCUCUUCCAUCAAACACAAAUUCAUUGGAUAAAAGACCUCGUGGUCCUAAAGGUGCAAGUUCAUGGCUUUUUUCAAUGAUGGCGAUGCGUUUAUGGCAUGCUGGUGAAGUAGCAGGUAUGGUUGCACUUGCUCGUUCAGAAUUUCCCACACAUCAAACGUCAAUUGAAAAAUCUAGAGUGACAGUUGUAAACCAACUUAUUGACGCUGUAUGGCAUGCUUGCCGCGAAAAUAAUGAUCUUCAACAUCGUGGUGCUCUUUGGCGUGCUACUGCUCUUUUAAUAUCUAUGCCAGGAAUACACAGGCGUCUUUUGCAAACUGUUGCCUGUUCACAGAUUGAAUUAUUUACAAGUUCAGCAAUGAAUACAGCUGUUGAAUGUUGGCAAUGGAUUCUUACUGUACGACCUGAUCUUAAAUUGCGUUUUUUACAAGAGAUGCUUGUUGCAUGGCAGUACACUGUUGAUAAGAAAAUGGGAUUAUUUUCUGCUCAAGAAGAAGAGGUUAGCCCAUUAGCAGUUUAUGAAGGUUGUAAGUUAGAACCUAAUCCACCUGAUGUAAAACCUCAUGAUAUUUGGAUAUCAUUUAUCAUGGAAUUAAUUGAAACUGCAAAAUACUGUUGUCAAGAGACAGUGGAUAUGAUAGUGAUGUUGCUUCAUCGAUCAUUACCUAUGUCUGUUGGUGCAUCUGGCGAAGAACCUACAAUAAAUAGGCAUGUUGCUGCAGUUGGAGUGCGUUUUAAAUUAUUAUCCUGUGGUUUACUUCUCCUCCAAGGUGAUAUUUUACCAAGAUCGUUAAGUAAAAAUGUUCUACGAGAACGUGUUUAUUCUAACUGUUUAGAUUAUUUUUGCCGAGAACGUCAAGUACCUACUCAAGAACUCGAACAACUCCGUGAAGAUAUAGUUACUCUCAUACGUUUUUGGCAGGUCAUGCAUAGCGAUAAAAAAUAUUUGAUGAUGACAGGAAACGAAAACGAGUUUGAUUUAAUAAUGCAACCUCAAGUAUACACAUCAAAUGUACUUGUAGCAAGUGAAACUAUCAAUUCAAUAACUGCAACAUUAAGUCCACCUACUAAUGACUUUUCAAAAACACCUACCAGUGUGUGGGUUAGUGCUAUGCCAAUGUCAACCAGUAGUAACACAUUAAGCAAACGCAGUAAUCGAAGCAAACGUGUUGUAAAUACUAACGUUUUUGUAAAAGAUUAUAUUAAAAAGCGUAAUUUAAUUCUUGAAUUGUUAGCAGUGGAAAUUGAAAUGUUGCUGGUUUGGCGCAAUCCAGGCUGUAGACAAGAAUUAGCGCUACCUGGAGAAAUUAGUAUUGCGGAAUGGCGUGCUAAAGCUAUGAAUGAAAAAUGGAGAGAAUACACGCGUUUGGCUUGGGAAAUUAGUCCUAGCCUUGCUGUAUUUAUGCCAGUACGUUUAAAAAAUUCUGAAAUAAUUAUAAAAGAAAUUUGUGGAUUGGUGAGACAGAAACCAGUAGUAGUUAUGCAUAUUUCAGAAGCUUUGCAAUAUCUCGUAACUACAGAUACUCUUCUUAAUGAUGUACCUGAAUUGGUUUAUAUGCUAACAUGGGCAAGGGUUUCCCCUAUUCAUGCAUUAGCUUACUUUUCUCGUCAAUUCCCGCAUCAUCCAAUUUCUGCUCAAUAUGCAGUACGUGUAUUAGAUAGUUAUCCUGCUGAUGCUGUACUUGUCUAUAUACCACAACUUGUACAAGCAGUUCGCCAUGAUUCCAUGGGUUAUGUUACUGAAUUUAUUAAAAAAAUUGCUAAACGUUCCCAGGUAGUGGCACAUCAGCUAAUAUGGAAUAUGCAUACAAAUAUGUAUAUGGAUGAGGAAAAACAAAUAAAAGAUCCGGUUCUUUAUGAUGUCUUAGAUUCAUUAGUAAAAAGUAUUCUGAAUGCAUUAUCUGGCCCAGCUAAACAAUUUUAUGAACGAGAAUUUGAAUUCUUUGAAAAAAUAACUAAUAUAUCUGGUGAAAUUAGGCCAUAUCCUAAAGGCCAUGAACGUAAAGCCGCAUGUUUGGAAGCUUUAUCAAAAAUAAAAGUACAGCCUGGCUGUUACUUACCAUCUAAUCCUGAAGCAAUGGUUAUUGAUAUAGAUUAUAAAAGUGGUACACCUAUGCAAAGUGCUGCUAAGGCACCAUUCCUUGCACGUUUCAAAGUUCAGAGAUAUGGUAUUAAUGAGUUAGAAAAUAUUGCAUUAGCGGUGUCAACAAAUGGAAAAGUAGAAAGAAAGAAAGAAAUAGGAAAAGAAACAUGGCAAGCUGCCAUUUUUAAAGUUGGUGAUGAUGUAAGACAAGAUAUGCUCGCAUUACAAGUAAUUAGCAUAUUUAAAAAUAUUUUUCAGAAAGUUGGUCUGAAUUUAUUUUUGUAUCCAUACAGAGUAGUAGCAACAGCACCAGGGUGUGGUGUUAUAGAAUGUGUACCAGAUGCAAAAUCACGAGAUCAAUUGGGACGUACAACAGAUAUCGAUAUGUAUCAAUAUUUCAUUACACGAUGCGGUGAUGAAACAACAAAGGAAUUUCAAACAAUUCGACGUAACUUUGUUAGAUCGAUGGCUGCUUAUAGCGUAAUUACGUAUCUUCUACAAAUAAAAGAUCGUCAUAAUGGAAAUAUUAUGUUGGAUAGUCAAGGUCAUAUAAUACAUAUUGAUUUUGGAUUUAUGUUUGAAAGUUCUCCUGGAGGAAACCUUGGAUUUGAACCUGAUAUCAAACUUACUGAUGAAAUGGUAUUAGUAAUGGGAGGUAAAAUGGAAGCUGCACCAUUCCGUUGGUUUAUGGAAUUAUGCGUUCAAGCAUUUCUCGCUGUGAGGCCUUACCAAGAAGCAAUCAUUUCCCUUGUUUCCCUUAUGCUUGAUACAGGCUUACCGUGUUUCCGAGGUCAAACGAUAAAAUUGUUGCGUGGUCGAUUUGUUCCAACGGCUACAGACAGAGAAGCCGCAGCUUUUAUGCUCACUGUAAUUCGCAACAGCUACCUCAAUUUCCGUACGAAAACUUAUGAUAUGAUACAGUAUUAUCAAAAUCAGAUUCCUUAUUAAAUUAUUAUUUAACUUCCCGUUGUAUUAUAUACUAUUUAAAAAAGGAUUCAGGACUUAAAGGACAUACAGUAAUUAUUAAGACAAGUAAAAAAUACUAUUUGACCUGUCUGAACUAAACAUAUUUUACUCAGCUAAAUGAGCACUGUAUGUACAAGUUCUAAACUCUUAUUUUUUAAUAUUCUGUAUAUACAACUAAUCCUUCUAUAAUACAAUAUUUUUCGAACUGGAUUUAGGUUGUUCCAAAAAUUUCUUUCGCUAUUUGUACGAAGCUGUUUUAUCUGGCAAUGUUUAAAAACGAAAGGAACUUUCGGUACAAACUGAAUAUUACAAAAAUGGCAUAAAACUCUCUCUUUAUGGAUAAUAUGCCUUAAUAAACGUCCUCAUUUAUUGCCAAUUUUUCAUUUGAUACACAUAAAAUGUCUUCUUUUUUAACAGAAUUUUUUUUAUAAUAAUAUGAUUUUUAUAUAAUUCCAUAAAUUUAUCAUGUUGUAGAAGGAUUUUACAACGGAAUGUUACGUUAUAUACAUUAUAUACAUUAUAUUACCUUAUUUACAUUAUAUAGAGUACAUAUAUAUUAACCCUAUAAUAUUAAUAAAUAUUUUUGCGAUUAUUAAAGUAAAUAAAUCGCAUACUUGCGACGAAACUGAUACAACUAGGGAAAGCGUUUUUGAAUAUAAUUAGAUAUUAUAUAAUUACUUUCUAUCAGCCAAAUUAUAAAGAUAAAUGAAUAAGAUUUUCAUAAUUGGUUAAGGAGUGUCUCUACAAUAUUUUCAUGGUGAUAAAUCAAAAAUCGUUUUCCAAGUUGUUUCAUAUUCGUCACCAAUAUAAAAAGUAUAAAAUGUAUAAUAUGGUUAAAUGUGAUAUAAUAAUUGUGAAAGUGUAUAUAAAUAUUGAUAUUAUUGCCUUCAA